UUCCGGCGACGCGGUGUAAUAAAAAAAAAUGACUAAAACAUCAGGUCAUCGACUAAUGCGAUUCUAACACAAAUGGUGGGGACGCGUCAAGGAUAAUCGUUGUCAGAACAGCCUAUCUUAAUUUCAUAUGCGCGAUAUCUCUCAAUGGAAAAUGUAUGUAUUCUCAUCUGCUUCUUGUGAAAUUUGGAGUUUGCCUUUCUUCGAUCAAAAAAUCUCGAGGAAAAAUUAUCAUUUUUCACACAACUAAGCAUAUUAAACAAGUGAAUUAAAAAAUUUUCUUGAAAUAAAAUCUACGCCAAGUUUAAUCGGGUGAACAAAUUUUCGCCGAGUUUUUUUUCUAUAUGGCAAAUUUCCAUUCUUACACUCUUCCCUAUUUUUGACGCGUCCCAAAGAAAUCGGAUAUCAGCAACGCAAAUAUUUUUCGUUUCUCGACGCUGUUAAACUCAAAUUCUCCAUCGUGAAUCAUUCUCGAUGAAUAUUUAUUAACUUCAUCAUCGUACGAGAAUAUGAAAUUGGAAGAUCGUCGUAUCGAUGACCUUAGAAAGGGCUUCCCGUCGCCGGCCUCUCGUGUUAAAUGACCGUGGGUAUUUUAGCGACAGCUACACCAUGAGGAAUUGAUCGCGAAAAAAAGACCCCCUCAUUAAUCUUAAAAUCCCCUAAUUAUAAAUUGCGAACGCUGAUACCAACAACGUGGUAAUAUUACGCUAACAUUAUACGACGCGUAAAACAUAUUGUUCAAAAGGUAUCUUAGUAUUUAAAGGAAAGGAAUUGUUUAACAUCCCUCUCGUUGGGAUAAUCUUCGAGUGGAUGUAUAAACAUGCGUUUUAAAAAUAUUCCUAAAACCGUAGUGCCGCCGUACGAAGUCGUGCCUGUGUUGCAUACGGUGCACAAAAGGAGUGUGGACGCGAAACCACAGAUUCAUCUGAAGGCCUUCGGCAAAGAUAUCAGCCUUUCGUUAAAGCCCACGAAAGGCUUGUUGACGGCCAACAGCCUGCCAAUGUGGACCGUCACCAGAAAUACAUCGCAACCCGACGGCCUUCAUUAUGAGAGGGUAAAGGAUGUUGAUGUGGAUAUCGGUGACAUUUAUCAAGACACGGAGAACAUGGCUUCCAUUCUACUACACCGGGACACGAAUGGGAAAGUGCGCGUUGACGGAACCAUCGGUUCAGAAUUAGUUAUUCGACCACUGCCAGAACGAGUUUUACAGGAAGUAAUGAGCGAGGCAUCAGCCCUCCACGAACCCGAAUUACUGCCCAAUGUAACUAGAAGCGAAAACUUAAAACGCACAAGUCAUCAUAUCGUUUUUAAAAAAAUUGAUCGAUCUGUCGGCGAUGAAUAUAACGAUUUUUCGUUUAUGGAGCCGGAUCACUUAGCCAAGAGAUACAGAAGCAAACGUUCGAUCAAUAACAGAUCGAAGCGUGAAGCACCGUACGUUAUUUACCCGGAAAUCCUCUGCAUUGUGGAUUAUGACGGGUACAGAUUGCACGGCGGUGACAACGUACAGAUAAAGAGAUACUUCGUAUCCUUUUGGAACGGAGUAGAUCUGAGGUAUAAGUUACUGAAAGGGCCAAAAAUACGUAUCAGUAUAGCGGGAAUAAUUAUUUCACGGGGACGAGACGCGACGCCGUAUUUGGAAAGAAAUCGCGUGGGAAGAGACGCAAUUGACUCGGCAGCUGCUCUCACUGACAUGGGCAAAUAUCUUUUCCGGGAGAGGAGACUUCCUGUAUACGACAUCGCCGUUGCCGUUACAAAAUUAGAUAUGUGCAGGAGGCAAUACGCGAAUGAUGUGUGCAAUAGAGGAACCGCAGGAUUCGCCUAUGUUGGCGGAGCGUGCGUCGUAAAUAAGCGUCUCGAAAAAGUGAAUUCGGUCGCUAUCAUCGAGGAUACUGGUGGAUUCAGCGGUAUCAUCGUCGCUGCGCACGAAGUGGGCCAUCUAUUGGGCGCCGUUCAUGACGGUUCACCUCCGCCGAGUUAUCUAGGUGGACCGGGCGCCGAGAAGUGUCGAUGGGAAGAUGGAUACAUCAUGAGCGAUCUUAGGCACACCGAGAAAGGCUUUAAAUGGUCGCACUGCAGCGUGUCCUCCUUCCAUCACUUUUUAAAUGGUGAUACAGCGACUUGUUUAUACAAUGCCCCUCACGAGGAUGAGGCAUUGCCCAGAGUACUUCCGGGAAAACUUUUAUCCUUAGAUGCGCAAUGUCGGAAAGAUCGUGGAACAAGCGCUUGUUUCAAAGACGAUCGGGUUUGCGCUCAGCUAUUCUGUUUUGAUGCUGGAUCCGGAUACUGCGUGGCGUAUCGUCCAGCAGCAGAAGGUUCGCCUUGCGGAGAUGGUCAGUACUGCCUGAAUGGAAAGUGCGUGGCGGAGCACGAAAACAUAAUACCGGAUUAUACGCAGAACAUUCCGACCUACGUACGCCGAGACAGCAUAUUUAAUCCUACGCUGCAUAAUCGGCCGAUAUUCGCUCAGUAUAACAACACAGACUACAGGUAUCCAUGGGAAUCAACGACACUGAGCACACCAUUAUCGAGUAUAAUCGCGUCGACGACACCGACGACAAUAACGACACUAUCGACUUACAAACGUGUCGCAAUACCGGGCGUAACUACGCUGUCGAAAUAUACACAGACAACCGUUAAUAAUUUAUACACCGAUCGAUAUAAGACUAAAUACAGUAGCAAUAAUAAUAAUAAUAGCGGCAUUGGUGGCGGCAUCAGUACCACCACUCGGAGAAGCGUUACCAAUUUCUUCAACUCGUACUACACUGUCAGUACCACUUCAAAGGUCAUUAACGGUCCAAAAAUUAAUCCGUUCAAAUAUAAAAGCGUGAUGUCACUUUCCACAACGACCAAAGGAUAUCAAAACGGCCUUCGAAAUGACGGCCGCGGAACAGAGGCCGGUGAAUGCACGGACGUGGGGUCAGAUUGCGCGGAGAUGAUUGACAGGCUGAGAACAUGGCUGUGCCAUUUACAAUCUGUGAAGAGUCGCUGCUGCGCGUCCCUGAAAGCUAUCUGUGCUGAUUAAUAUGUAAUGACAUAAAAAAAGGAAAAAGAAAAUCGUUUCGAUAGUUUGUUCGUUGACGUCACGUUUAAACGCCCGCACGGGGAUACUGACAAACAUAUUAUCGUUUCGUCGUCGUGACGCAUCCGGAAAAAGCAUUAAUGGAAAAAAAGAAACCUAAACAGAGAGCCCUUUUCUCCUCUCGUUAUUUCUCUCCCUUUUUUUCGGAAGAAACCUCAAUUUCUUUGUAUUAUUUCUCGAUUGCUACUUUACAAGUAAGUCCAAAAGUAUCUCAUACCUCUAGAUAUAAUUUCUUACGUUGUAAUACAGUAUCGCGAAAGCUUCACAACAGGUGUACCGAAUGUAGCGAAUCUAAAAAAACAAAGCGGACUGUCAAUUAGUAAUGAUAUUUCGGCUAUGUUUUUAUUUAUUCGAUGUAAGAAGCGAUCUCGCAAAAAACUUGUUACAGGCACAGAUGCGUAUGUUUCGCAAGCGUAAGCGCACGCUGAUGGAGCUUAGAAAUAACAGAAAUUGUAUAGCGCAAGACAAUAAAUGGGAAUAAUUAAAAUGUC
Molecule: messenger RNA, 3567 nt
Organism: Formica exsecta
Lineage: Eukaryota; Metazoa; Arthropoda; Insecta; Hymenoptera; Formicidae
Gene: sona
Product: venom metalloproteinase 3-like
Exons: 14
Coding region: 818-3019 (733 amino acids)
Biological process (GO): proteolysis
Molecular function (GO): metalloendopeptidase activity
Source: RefSeq, a predicted model, not a curated record